Messenger RNA from Staurois parvus, 791 nucleotides. The record is from the annotation of a GenBank genome assembly. NCBI's taxonomy places the organism in Eukaryota, Metazoa, Chordata, Amphibia, Anura, Ranidae.
AAGAGCGGACACAGCUGGAAGGCGGGGUCCGGGGGGGGGGGGGGUGGGGAGAGAGCGGACACAGCGGAAGGCGUGGGUCCGGGGGGGGGGGAACGGACAAAGGGAAGCGCGGGGUCCGGGGGGGGGGGGAAAGCGGAGGACACAGGGGAAGGCGGGGGGGGUCCGGGGGGGGUGAGAGCGGACACAGGGGAAGGCGGGGUCCGGGGGUGGGGAGAAGCUGGACACCAGGAAGGCGGGUGGUCCGUGGGUGGGCGACGAGAGCGGGAACACGGGAAGGCGGGGUCCAGGGGGGGGGGGAGAGCGGACACAGGGAUAGGCGGGGGGUCCGGGCGGGGGAGAGCAGGACACAGGGAAGGCGGGGGUGUCCGGGGGGGGAGAGCGGACACAGGGAAGGCGGGGGUCCGGGGGGAGGAGAGCGGACACAGGGAAGGCGGGGAUCCGGGGGGGGCUGAGAGUUCGGACACAGUGAACGCGUCUGGGGGUCCGGGGAAGAGCGGACAUAGUGAACGCGGGGGUCCGUGGGAUGAGCGACUGGCGGGGUACAGGGAAACGCGGGGGGUCCGGGGAGAGCGAUGGAAUACAGUGAUGAAACGCGGGGUCAGCGGGAGAGAGCGGAUAUAGUCGAAGACGGGAGUCCGGGGGGAGAGCGGAUAUAGUGAACGCGGGGUCCAGGGAGAGCGGAUAUAGUGAACGCGGGGUCCGGGGAGAGCGGAUAUAGUGAAUGCGGGGUCCGGGGAGAGCGGAUAUAGUGAAUGCGGGGUCCGGGGAGAGCGGAUAUAGUGAAUGCGGGG